GCAUGGCCGCCUGCUUGGCGAGGCUGAGGGGCGGGCCGCCGCGGGGCGGGAAGGGAUUCAUGAGCCCCGCUAACUUCGGCGUGGAGUCUUGAACGAAUGCUGAGUGCGUGGGAAGUGCUGCUCGCAAGAGGAAAUGACAUACCUCACUUCAUAAGACAGAAGUGUGUUUUGACAUUCCACUCUCUGCCUGGCCUGCCUGUACAUACAUGUGUGUCUAAUCAGUGGAUCCAGAAAGUCCCAGAGACCCAGCUAUGGAAGACAAACCGUUGGUGAUAUCAAAACAGAAGACUGAAGUGGUGUGUGGGGUCCCCACUCAGGUGGUCUGCACAGCCUUCAGCAGUCAUAUCCUGGUGGUGGUUACCCAGUUCGGGAAGAUGGGUACCCUGGUCUCCCUGGAACCUAGCAACGUCACCAGUGACAUCAGCAAGCCCAUGCUCACCACUAAAGUCCUUCUCGGCCAGGAUGAGCCACUCAUCCAUGUCUUUGCAAAGAACCUGGUGACAUUUGUGUCUCAAGAAGCCGGAAACAAAGCAGUUCUCCUAGCCAUGGCCAUGAAGGACAAAAGCAUGGAGGGGGUGAAGGCAUUGAGGGAGGUGAUCCAGAUGUGCCAGGUGUGGUGAUUAUCAGCCACACCUACUCAGCAGAGCCAGGUGGAAAUAAAACAUCAUCUCAAUGAUUUGAAGACCACUCCCCACCCCUUCAUUCCCUCAGAAGGCUGUAGACAUUUGGCUGUCUUUGGCUGUAGACAUUCAGAAGAAAUAUGCACAUCUCAGCCAGAGACUCUUUGUUAGGUCACUAAUAACAUCCAUGAAUGGAAGUGGGGAGGCAGAAUGUGUCUUGGGGGUAUUGUGAAUGGUUCUCACCAGGGUCCAAAUCAUUGCAUGUAUUUGAAAAUGGAAAG
This is a messenger RNA of Talpa occidentalis (Iberian mole), 901 nucleotides long. Its product is annotated as proteasome assembly chaperone 3. Gene Ontology annotation, biological process: proteasome assembly. The transcript has a single exon. The coding region runs from base 252 to 620 and encodes 122 amino acids. The record is from RefSeq and is a predicted model, not a curated record. NCBI's taxonomy places the organism in Eukaryota, Metazoa, Chordata, Mammalia, Eulipotyphla, Talpidae.